AUGGUGAAGGUUCGCGCGUACGAGUUGCGAGGAAAGUCGCAGAAGGAGUUGGUGAAGCAACUGGAGGACUUGAAGAAGGAGCUUGCUCAACUCCGAGUCGCCAAGGUUACUGGCAGCGCCGCCUCGAAGCUGUCCAAGGUAACCGAGGUGCGCAAGGGCAUUGCGCGCGUGCUCACCGUCUACACUCAAAAGCAGAGAGAGGAGGCGCGGGCAGCCUUCAAGGGAAAGAAGUUCAUUCCCCAUGACCUUCGCACCAAGAAAACCCGCGCCAUCCGCCGCCGUAUGACGGCAUCCCAGACAAGGAAAAUGACCGUCAGGAAGAUGAAGCGCACUCAGAACGUCCCCAAGAGAAAGUUCGCCUUGAUUGCCUAA
This is a messenger RNA of Neospora caninum, 372 nucleotides long. Its product is annotated as Os06g0732000 protein, related. The transcript has 3 exons. Bases 1 to 372 code for a protein of 123 amino acids. Gene Ontology annotation, molecular function: mRNA binding; structural constituent of ribosome. Lineage: Eukaryota; Apicomplexa; Conoidasida; Eucoccidiorida; Sarcocystidae. The record is from RefSeq and is a predicted model, not a curated record. Gene Ontology annotation, biological process: maturation of LSU-rRNA from tricistronic rRNA transcript (SSU-rRNA, 5.8S rRNA, LSU-rRNA); translation. Gene Ontology annotation, cellular component: cytosolic large ribosomal subunit; ribosome.